AUUUUGCCCAUUCGCUUUCUCCAUCAAAAAAACACACUGCAAAAUUAGGGUUUUGGCAGCCAAAAAAAAAAAAAGGGUUUCGGAUACUCCUAUAAGAUUGUUUACAUCAAUUCCAUUAGUUACCCCAAUUCCGACCAAUCGAUUGGUCUCUGUGCUUUCCUCGAUGAAGAGUCGAACCUCCAAAGAUAAUCGCAAUGAAGAAAGAGAGAAAAUCAAGAGCUCAGACUCGAUCAAUAAGAAGAAGAUGAAGAGGAACAUCAGGAGAUUGGGAGGGGGUGGGCUCUCGCUCGAAGCAUUCGCUAACAUAAAAACAAAGAGCGAACACUACAACCCAGCCUUGAUCAAGAAGCAGAGGGAGUUCUAUAAGAAUGCUAAAUACGUGAGCAAGUAUAAGAAGUCACUAAAGCAGCAAAGUCAACAGAAUGGUCCUCACUCAUCUAAGAGACUGUUAGAGGAUGAGAAUGGAACUGGAGAAUCUGGUAGGAUGAAUUGGCAGAAGAAGAAAAACAAUAAGAAUAGUUCUCAAAGCUUGAGAGAAUUGUAUGAAAGGAAGCGCCAGGAGGAAGAGGAGGCAAGCCGUGAAAGGGAGGCAAUUAUUCAAACAAAGAAGGAAGAAAGAGAAAGAUCUGAAUCUCGUAGAAAAGCUUUAAGAGAGAAAAUGUUCAAAAAAACGAAGAAAGGUCAACCUGUUAUGAAGUACAGAAUUGAGCAUCUUUUGCAGACAAUUCAAGAUUCAACAACUUAGGUUCUGUAUCUGCACUUGUUUCUUGGGUAGUGUUUUCCAACUAUAGUAACCUCUGAUAAUGAAAAGCCCAAAUUAGAUUUUUUAAAUGUUGUAAGUGUAAUUGUUGGGAAACAAGAUCGUUGAAUUGCCUGACAUAGUUAACUGUGAUUACAUUGGAUGUUUAACAAUUAAUAAAAAGAAUAACAGUUUCUAUUUUGCA
Cornus florida is the source of this 944-nucleotide messenger RNA. RefSeq names its product rRNA-processing protein FYV7. The transcript has 3 exons. The record is from RefSeq and is a predicted model, not a curated record. Gene Ontology annotation, cellular component: nucleus. Lineage: Eukaryota; Viridiplantae; Streptophyta; Magnoliopsida; Cornales; Cornaceae. The coding region runs from base 164 to 745 and encodes 193 amino acids.